AUGCCCAAAUACCCAAUCGUGCUUGCCCAUGGCCUUCUGGGCUUCGCAGAGCUGAAGCUUGCGGGAUCUUACCUCCCUCCGAUCCAUUACUGGCACGGAAUCAAAGAGGCCCUGACCGAGAAUGGCGUCGAGGUUAUCACGGCUACAGUCCCGCCAACUGGGAGCAUCGAGGAGCGCUCUGCAAAGCUCCGGGAUCAUAUCCUUCAGGAAUCUCAUGGGCGGCCAGUCAAUAUCAUUGCCCACUCGAUGGGCGGCCUGGAUGCGAGGUACAUGAUCAGCUAUGCUCACAGACGUCGCACCCAGCGACAGGAAAAGCAGCAUCCCUCAAACGACAUCAACGUCCGAUCCCUGGUCACCAUCGCCAGCCCUCACCACGGCUCAGCCUACGCAGACUACCUUCUUGAACAAAUAGGUCCGGAACGGCUACCUGGAGUCUACGAGGCGUGGAAACGCACGACCGGGCUUAGCACCGGUGCCUUUUCGCAGCUCACCCGCAAGUACAUGUCGCAGGAAUUCAACCCGAGGACACCGGACGACCCGGACGUACAGUACUUCUCGUACGGCGCGGCCCUGAACCAGAAACCUCCACUCCUGAGCCCAUUCCGGGCGUCCUUCAAUGUUUUGAGCAAGGAGGAAGGGCUCAACGAUGGCCUGGUUAGCGUGGAAAGUUCGAAGUGGGGAGCGUACAAGGGCACGCUGGAGAACGUCAGCCAUCUGGAUCUGAUCAACUGGACGAACAGGGUCAGGUGGGCGAUGAGGAGGUUGAUGGGCGAGGAGAAUCCAAACGGAAGCUUUAACGCCACCGCUUUCUACGUUCAGAUUGCAGAGAUGCUUGAAAAAGAAGGACUGUAA
Messenger RNA from Diaporthe citri, 852 nucleotides. RefSeq lists its product as uncharacterized. The record is from RefSeq and is a predicted model, not a curated record. The transcript has 2 exons. NCBI's taxonomy places the organism in Eukaryota, Fungi, Ascomycota, Sordariomycetes, Diaporthales, Diaporthaceae. The coding region runs from base 1 to 852 and encodes 283 amino acids. Gene Ontology annotation, molecular function: triacylglycerol lipase activity.